Eublepharis macularius is the source of this 1276-nucleotide messenger RNA. It is a transcript of the gene TPGS1, whose product is annotated as tubulin polyglutamylase complex subunit 1. The transcript is spliced from 2 exons. The record is from RefSeq and is a predicted model, not a curated record. Lineage: Eukaryota; Metazoa; Chordata; Lepidosauria; Squamata; Eublepharidae. The coding region runs from base 26 to 925 and encodes 299 amino acids. Gene Ontology annotation, molecular function: microtubule binding. Gene Ontology annotation, biological process: protein polyglutamylation.
AUAAGCAAGAUGGCGACGCGAAGAAAUGGGAGGGCCCUCAACCAAGAUGGCGGCUUCGCCUUCCCCUUCAGCCAAGAUGGCAGAUAGCGAGAAGCGACGCCCGUCACCGGCAAUUGAGCCCACCCGCCCGGCCGUGUUGAUCAACUGUGCCUCGGAGGCUGAGGACGCCUUCCUGUUGCAGGCCGGCGUGAGCGACAUGGUCCGCGGCGCCCUCCUGAAAGUGCUGGAAGCGCGGCCGGAGGAGCCCGUCGAUUUCUUGGCCGGCUACUUCAACAGGCUGAUGCAGAGCAGCGCUGAAGCGACGGUGGACGGCGGAGACCCGCAGCGGCAGCUCCACUGGCGCCUAGACCGGGCUCUCUGGUACUUGCGCCUGGCACACCAUUCCCACAGUAGAAUAGCUUUCAACAACAACGUCAGCAUGGCGUACGAUUCCUUGAGCACUGGUGGGAGACGGAAGAGGCUCGGAGUCAAUGGAAAACUGUACAGUGAGUUGCUGAAGAUGACACUGCAAGGCAGGGGAGCCACUGAGGAGAUGGUUGCACCAUUACUGCACAAGAUUACGUGUCAAGACCAUGAGGCAGUGCCAUGCGAUGUCUUCCGCUACGGGGUACUCACUUGUCUAGUCCUCCUUGAGUUUUUGGCCAAGGCAAGCACUCUGUACGAUGCACUGGAUGGUGGAUCUGGCACGGCUGAUGAACGGGUAUGUUUGGCUGUCCUCAGCACUCUGGAGGAAGCUCUUCAUGCCAGUGAUGCCUCCAGUCCCAUCCGUUACUUGGAGGCUGGGUCCAAGCUUGGGCCAGACUGUUUAGCUUUGGCUAUGGAUAAGGCACUGGCUGAGAGGAAGGCCACUGUGGCCAUGAAGAAAGAGGAGUUCCUCAAGAAAGCAUCAGCCAUUUUUGUUGCCAAAGUGAAACCUGUUGGCUGAAUUCCAAACAGGAACAAAUGGCAGCUUGGCCAGGAACUGCUUUUAUCUGGGAGGGGGAGGCGGGGGCUCCUUUCUGUUUUCUGCGAUGGGACAGGCAGGAUGGAAAUGAGAAAGAGAUGUACGUGGCCUGUGGACUUGAACAGCUUGUAAACAAUAUCAAACUGCUAAAGCUCUCCAGACUGUGUCUUAUUCAGUAGAUUUUAUACUGAAAUGUUGAGCUUGCUGAAGGAUAUUGAGUUAAAUUUGGUUGCUUCUAUUGGGAACUCUUAUCACUGACUUUCAACACACAUGUACUCGUGUGAUGUUUUUUGCCUUUCACUGGAGAAAUAAACUCAUUAGGGUUAAAAGUCA